Messenger RNA from Medicago truncatula (barrel medic), 1379 nucleotides. RefSeq lists its product as uncharacterized. The coding region runs from base 101 to 1204 and encodes 367 amino acids. Lineage: Eukaryota; Viridiplantae; Streptophyta; Magnoliopsida; Fabales; Fabaceae. The transcript has 3 exons. The record is from RefSeq and is a predicted model, not a curated record.
GAAUAAAAAGUAUGCUACACCAAACCAAAAGUAACCACACAACACGCAAAACCUAACAAACCCUCCUCCACCGCCGGCCGCCGCUAAUUCCAGUUUGACAAUGGUUGAUUCGGCAAAUCGCGACGCCAUACUCCAAAUCGAAAGUCGUAUCGAUAAAUUAAUGGAAGAUCCAACCAACAAUGAACAAGUUAUUUGUGAGUUGAAGAGUCUUCGUGAAAUUCUUCUUAAUCCUAACAAAGAAGAUGUCGACAUGGACCACGAAAAAAAAUCCACGCAAAACCUUACAAACCCUCCUCCACCGCCGGCCGCCGCUAAUUCCAGUUCGACAAUGGUUGAUUUUUCAAAGAGCGAGGUCAUAGACAUAAUCGAAAGACGUAUCGAUGAUGGUAAACUACAGGAAAAUCCAACCUUCUGGGAACCCGUUAUUCGUGAGUUGGAGAAACUUAGGGAUAUUCUUACAAACCCUCAUCCACCACUACCGGUCGCCGCUAAUUCCAUUUUGACAAUGGUUGAUUCGGCAAAUCGCGACGCCAUACUCCAAAUCGAUAGUCGUAUCGUUGAACUAAAGGAGGAUCCAACCACCAACAAAGAAGUUAUUCGUCAGUUGAACAGGCUUCGUGAAACUGUUUUUCGUUUUUACAAAGAAGAAGUCUUCGAAGAAAAAAGCAAAACGAAAUUCGACGAUGAUGACUUUGAAGAGAUGAUGGAGAAAACUCGUCUCGUUAGUGCUAUUGUCGACUUGCUUUCCUUUCCUUCACCGGAACAUAGUUUGUUUAAUCCAGAUAUGCUUGUUAUCCUUCCUGAUGGUGAUCCGAUGCUUCUUCUUACUAAAAAUGAUUUGGCCUCUAUCCAUCAAUUUGUUUCGAAACCUGUUGAUUACAGUGAGCAGCAUAUUAUGCACGCUAUUUCGUCAUUCUGUAUCAAAGCUAAGUGGUGGCUUGCACGCAAUCCUGGUGUUAAUGAUCUGAGUGUCAGCUUGAAUAAGAUCAUUUCUGUAAUCGACAAUCCGGAAGAUAAACUCAAGAAAGAUGCCGCCACCAACUUUGAAACACCGGAAAUGGAAAAACUCUCUGCCGACAAUGGCCAGCAAUCUAAUAGCCAAGACAGAAAACGAUUGAAAAAGUCUGAUGAACAAGAAAAGAACUCUGUAAAAGUCCUUUUCUCUCGAAGAGAAGAACAACUACGUCAAGAGAGCCCCUCGUGAGAGGCUUAAGACCAACUUGAACACUACCGAUGUGUACAUAAUUGUAUUUUUUUGUUUAUAUGUUCAUUAAUACUUUUUUUGUGAGAAAAGAUGAAUUUCUUCAUCGUCACAUUUUAGUUUAAAUUUUUGUUCCACGGUUCUAAUAACAUAGUCAGAUUUGUGGAAGAAAGAUCUA